GGGCUCGCCUCCUCGUCGGUCCUCGACGGGGAUCCCUUCUUGGACCCCUCCUUCCUGGGGGCGCGCCUCUUCUGGGUCUCUCCUUGGGCGGGGCUCUCUGUGGGUCUCCUGUCAGUGCUCCUUACCAGGUGUCUUCCUGAGGCGGGGACUGCCCUUCCGUGGGCGUCGCUCAGUUCCCGAACGCAGCAACCCCGUCACUGCUCCUGCCUGCAGUCUGUGUUGUUGAUUCACGUCGUUCUAGCAUCGUUCAGACUCCUUCAAGAUGAACGCAGUAUACCCUCAGGGCCGAUGCGCAGGGUCCUGCAACACCUUCCUCUGAGCUGAGAAUCCGGAAGGUGUGGAGGAAACCGACAGGCAGGGAGGUCGGCCUGCAGAUUUCCUGGGGAGAGCCUUCCUCCUUAACUUCUUGCUGUGGAUUCUUGUGGGCGGAAGCGGUCAACUGAGUGGAGACGACCGGGCAGCUUACAAUGCACAUCUAAAAUGCAGGCUGCCUGCAGCUGUCCUUGGCCUGCCUCACCCACUGUGCCUGGAUCAUGAGGGUGCUGGAGGAGAGUCUCUUCUGGAUGCUGCUUCCAACCCUUCACCUGCUGGCAAGUGCCGCAGAACACGAGGAGGUGGCCAAGCACGCGAUCAAGCUGCACCGUGGGAGGGGAGCCACUGCCGCCCAGAGGAAGCAGUGGGUCCUGGACAGCUGCAGGAAGCUCACUGGGCUCCUGCGGCAGAAGAAUGUUGUUCUGAACAAAUUGAAAAAUGCAAUCCGAGCAGUGGAAAGAGAUGCUGGCCUGUCAGAUGAAGAGAAACUGUUCCAGGUGCACACGUUUGAAAUCUUCCAGAAAGAGCUGAAUGAAAGCGAAAACUCAGUGUUCCAGGCCAUCUAUGGGCUGCAGAGAGCCCUGCAGGGGGAUUACAAGGAUGUCGUCAACAUGAAGGAGAGCAGCAAGCAGCGGCUGGAGGCCCUACGUGAAGCUGCCAUCAAGGAAGAGACAGAAUACGUGGAACUUCUUGCUGCAGAAAAACACCAAGUGGAAGCCCUUAAAAAUAUGCAGCACCAAAACAAGAGUCUGUCCAUGCUAGAUGAGAUUCUUGAAGAUGUGAGGAAGGCUGCCGAUAGGCUGGAGGAGGAGAUAGAAGAGCAUGCUUUUGAUGACAACAAAUCUGUCAAAGGGGUCAACUUUGAGGCGGUUCUGCGUGUGGAGGAGGAAGAGGCUAGUUCAAAACAGAACAUUACAAAGCGGGAGACUGAGGACGGCCUGGGCCUCAGCAUGCUGAUUGAUUCACAGAACAACCAGUACAUCCUGACCAAGCCCCGAGAUGCCACCAUCCCACGUGCAGACCACCACUUCAUCAAGGACAUUGUCACCAUAGGAAUGCUGUCCCUGCCUUGUGGCUGGCUGUGCACGGCGAUAGGACUGCCCACCAUGUUUGGUUACAUCAUCUGCGGUGUGCUGCUGGGGCCGUCGGGACUGAACAGCAUUAAGUCUAUUGUACAGGUGGAGACAUUAGGAGAAUUUGGGGUCUUCUUUACUCUUUUUCUUGUUGGCUUAGAGUUUUCCCCAGAAAAGCUGCGAAAGGUGUGGAAAAUAUCCUUGCAAGGGCCAUGUUAUAUGACAGUACUAAUGAUUGCCUUUGGCCUAUUUUGGGGACACCUUUUGCGGAUCAGACCCACCCAGAGUGUCUUCAUUUCAACUUGUUUGUCCUUAUCGAGCACACCGCUGGUGUCCAGGUUCCUUGUGGGCAGUGCCCGUGGAGAUAAAGAAGGUGACCUGGACUACAGCGCUGUGCUGCUUGGCAUGCUGGUUAUGCAGGAUGUGCAGCUGGGGCUGUUCAUUGCCGUCAUGCCGACGCUCAUACAAGCAGGGGCCAGCUCAUCUUCCAGCAUUAUCAUGGAAGUACUGCGAAUACUGCUCCUGAUUGGUCAGAUUCUUUUCUCGCUAGCUGCUGUUUUCCUCUUCUGUCUUGUUGUAAAGACUUAUCUCAUAGGACCAUAUUAUCGGAAGCUCCAUAUGGAAAGCAAAGGGAACAAGGAAAUCCUCGUCUUGGGAGUAUCUGCUUUCAUCUUUUUAAUAUUAACGGUCACAGAGCUAUUGGACGUCUCCAUGGAGCUGGGCUGCUUCCUGGCUGGAGCGCUGGUCUCCUCCCAAGGCCACAUGGUCACCGAGGAGAUCACAGCUUACAUUGAGCCCAUCCGGGACUUCCUGGCCAUCAUCUUCUUCGCAUCCAUAGGGCUGCACGUGUUCCCCACCUUCGUGAUCUACGAGCUCACUGUGCUGGUGAUCCUCACGCUGGCAGUGGUGGUCAUGAAGUUUGUCUUGGCAGUGCUCGUCUUAUCUCUCAUCCUGCCCAAGAGCAGCCAGUACAUCAAGUGGAUUGUCUCCGCCGGGCUGGCCCAGGUCAGCGAGUUCUCCUUUGUGCUAGGAAGCCGGGCACGGAGAGCAGGCAUUAUCUCUCGGGAGGUCUACCUCCUCAUUCUGAGCGUGACCACCCUUAGCCUCUUGCUGGCCCCGGUGCUGUGGAGAGCUGCAAUAACAAAAUGUGUGCCACGACCAGAGCGCCGUUCCAGCCUCUGACAAUGUGGAGGGAGGGAGCCCUGUCGUCACACACUCCUGAAGCCUUGGCAUGGGGACAGUGACACUAGCAAGGAAGCAAUGUCUUCAUGUUUGCCUGCUUUUACAGAACACUCCUCUCAUGUUUUAGAAUUUUCUAGAGUAAUUUAUUUGCAGUCAGUUGAUUACACACAGUAGUCAUAAUACUGCAUUUUAAAAAUCGCCUUGACUAUUUUGCCUGGAUGUGCCUUUUUUUCUGAAAUUAUUAACUUUUCAUUGUUAAUUCAUCAGUUCAUGAUUUUUGGUAAAGAAGAAAUUUAGCUUUUUAAUUUAUUGUUCAAUUUUAGAAUGAUAAUCUGUAGGUCAAAUAUUUGUUAGUAAACAUAUCUGUGCUGUGAGAUUUUAAUUCUGAUGAGUUUUGAAGUUUACUUUAGAUCCUUAAAGUCUAUGUUUUCUAGUUAAGAUGAAUAUCUUACAGAUAUCUAUUUGCCUCUUAUAACUAUUUUAAAGAAAAUACUUACGUUAAUAUCAAGUAUAUCACUCAUAAAAUACUUGAUUUUGAAUCACAAGGGUAUGGUCAUUCCUUAAUAAAGACCAUUUUUGAUCAGGGUAUAAUUAUAA
Chinchilla lanigera (long-tailed chinchilla) is the source of this 3164-nucleotide messenger RNA. It is a transcript of the gene Slc9d1, whose product is annotated as transmembrane and coiled-coil domains 3. Gene Ontology annotation, cellular component: membrane. The transcript has 13 exons. Gene Ontology annotation, molecular function: potassium:proton antiporter activity. The record is from RefSeq and is a predicted model, not a curated record. The coding region runs from base 534 to 2567 and encodes 677 amino acids. Gene Ontology annotation, biological process: proton transmembrane transport; potassium ion transmembrane transport. NCBI's taxonomy places the organism in Eukaryota, Metazoa, Chordata, Mammalia, Rodentia, Chinchillidae.